AGAGAGAGAGAGAGAGAUGGAGAGAGGGAGGGAUGGAGAUGGAGAGAGGGAGGAGAGAGCAAGCGUCAGCACUCCAUGCGUUAAAAGGGCAGAUGGUAACCGCGGGUAACUGAGGAGCAAACCACUCUGCUGGCCACAGAGCAAGAGAUCAGCAGAGAGAGGGAGGUGGAGGGAGGGAGGAGAGCCAACACAUGCAGCGCAGCAGAGGAGAGGAGAGGAGCAUCUGAGAGGAAGCUGCACGCCGGCUCUGACAGACAGAGAAAGAGAGAGAGAAAGACAGAGGGAGGAGAAGACUGAGUACUUCUUCUCCACACUAACAAGGAGGCAAAAAGAGAGAGAAACAAAGACAGGAGACAGGAGAUGGGGAGAUAGUGAGAGGAGGGGAGGAAAAAGUAUCCCCCCUGUCCACUUAGAGAGAUACAGAGAGGGAAAACAAAAGAGGGAGCGAGGGAGGGAGGGAUUGUGAAGUGAAGAGAGAGGGAGGCAGCGGACGGGAGAUAGUUAGAGGAACUGCAAGGCUGAACCAUGAGAGGCUGAGAUUUUCGGGAAGAAAUUUUUUUCGACUCAGCGAGAAAGAGAGAGAGAUAAGAGAGAGGGAGUCAAUGACAAGGAAAGAUUGAUUAAUGAAAGAUGGGAGCAAAACAUCUGGAGAGGAAAAAGACUUAAGAAAUAUUUAAAGGGAGACAAAGGAAUCUAGAGGGAAGUGUGAAAAAAAGAGAGAGAAGAAGAAUAAAAAAAACAUUUAGAGGAAGACAGGAGUAAGGAAGGAAAGGAGGAGCAGAGGGUGAAAUAUUUAAAAAGAAGACAGAAGCUGGAGGGAAGAUGAGCAGAGAGGAGGCAGAGUCAAAGAGUCACCGGCAGAAACUUGAAGAAGAGAGAGAAUAAAUCAGAGCAGUGGGGAGAGGAGGUGGAGGUGGUGAGGGGGAAACUACGCUCCUCCUUUUCCCUUUUCAUCCCCCCUCUACUUUAUAAAACAGAGGAGGAGAGAAGAAAUGAGGAGAGCAGGAGAGAGUUGAGGUAGAGGAGACAGACUUUCUUUUCUCCUUCACGUAGACACUUAGAAAACUCAGUCAGAUCCAAUGGCGUGCUACUACAUUGUGAUCAGUUCCACCCACCUGCGUGACGGACAGCUCAGAAGCAUCAAGGGGGUGUUCAGAGGACCAAUAGGAACCAACGGUCAAAGAAACACGGAGGAAGGAGACUCCAGUUUCUACUGCGAGCUGUGUGAUAAGCAGUACGUGAGACACCAACAGUACGACAAUCACAUCAACUCCUACGACCACCACCACAAGCAGCGCCUCAAGGAGCUGAAACAGAGGGAGUUUUACAGAGCGCUGGCCUGCAGGAGGCAGAGGAGACGCAGGGAGGAGAAGAGAGAGGAGAGAGCGCUGAGGAGGCUCCACAAGGAUGAGGAGAGGAGGACAGGAGAGUGUGCUCCAGGUUCUGGUCCCAUGUUCCGGUCCACCACAGUGGCAGUGGAACCAGCAGACCAGUCCCGACCAGACUUUGUGCAGAACUGGGCCGACAUCCAUACAGGCAGCGCCACACUGGGAACAAAGCCUCAAACCCAGCUGAUCCAGCCCUUCCUUCCCCUGGACCCUGCACUGGAAACCAGACUCCUGAGCAACACACAAUGGGCGUACAGCCAAAUGGACACCAACAACACUACGACGACUACUGCUGCUGAAUCCUGCAUCCUCAACAAGACCCAAAUGGACUACAAUGACCUGACAGCCACGGCCAUUACGGCCAGUACCAUCACCACCACCAACAACAACAACAACAUCAUGAACACUGAUAACACAAAUAUCAACUCUUCUACCAAAACCAGCCAUUUUAACAAGAUCCCUUGGGCUCAUCAUUAUUUAAGCAACCCCAUUACUCCCAAUAACAUCCCAACAACUGCCACUAACACCACCACUAAUGGCUCCAUUUUCAACAAAACUACCGUGGCCAACUUUAGCAAGAAAAUCACCACCACCGCCGCCGCCAUUUCUAACUCAACAGACAUCAGCAUCAACAGUAGCAGAGCAGUGUGUGGACCAGUCGGAGUCUCAGACGUCCAAUCUGUCCCCAGCAGGGUCCGCCCUGUGUCCUUCUCGCUCCCCAAAAGGAGCUGUGUCCUCCUCCACCAAUCAGCUGCCGUCUUCAUCCAAGCCGGGCGAGGCUCCGGCUUGUCAGGGAAGCAAGAAGGUGUGACAGUGCAUGACAGAGCCAAAGAUCUGGCGGAGAAAGUUGCGGAUCAGCGGCUUAAAUCUCCGGUAUCUGCAGACGUGGAAAAUGUAGGUGUGGAUCACUGGGACACUGGAAACCAGUGCAGUGUGGACAGUAAAACUGCAAUCCAUCACUCUGAGGCUGGAGCCAAUAUGUCUACUGAGAGGGGAACUGGAGGACACUCUGGGACUGGAGCCCAGGUUUCUUUAUGUAAUCGCAAUGUGAUCAGAGUUGAGGACUCUGUUAUCAGUGGGAAUGGAGCCCAGCUUUCCUUAUGUAAUGACAAUGGGACUGGAGCCCAAGUCAGCAGUGAAAGUGGGACUGGAGCUCAUGUUUAUUUCAACAGUGGGAUAUCAGGACAUGAUUCUGACAGUGUAAGCACAGUUGUUGCUAAAGAUUCAGUAUGUGGAGGCAGCGAGGCUGAAACCCAUGACAAUGUGGAGCUGAACCAUGCCCGAGAAUUGAAAGAUUUGCUUUGUCCCACAAGAAAUGAGCCUCAAAAAUCACUUUCUGGUGUUCUAAAUGCGAUCAAAGAGUCUUCAGUCCAAUCACAGUCCAAAGAAUCAAACACUGCUACAUCAAACUGGGCGAAAAAAUCAACUUCUUUGCCUGCAUGUCGUCCCAAAGAGCCGUUUUGUCCCGUGCUGAGCCGAGACGGUAGCAGAGUCCUUCUCUGGCCGACGGAGAUGGUCAGCUACACAAAGACGUCGCCCUCCAUCUCCUAUAGCAUCAACCCUCUCCUGUACGACUUCAGAGCACAUAACAGAGCCAAGGAAGGAGGUGAGGAAAAGAAAGGAGGACCGGUGGAAGGGAGGGAGAGAGUAAAGCCGCCCGUGAUCAAACAACCCGACUGCCAACAGAGGCAGGAAGUUAUGGAGGAAGUAAAGGAAGGGAAGAUAGAUGAAAGGGAAGAAGAGGAUGAAGGACGACAGGCAGGAAAUCCUAUGGAAGUUGCAGCUCACUGUAGCGGCCGUGGUGCAGUUCCGGACCGCUGCAGCUGCCGUGAUGAAACCGCUUUAAAAUUCGUUCCCGUUUCCACAGAAUGCCACCUUGCGCCGACGCUAGGCCUUCAAAACACAGCGAGGAGGAGGAGGAGGAGGAAGAGGAGGGGAGGGGUGAGGAGAGGAAUGAGGAAGAGGGGGAGGAGGAAAAGAGCAGAAGAGACGGACAGAAAAGACUCAGAGAGGGUAAGGAGGAUAAUAAGCAGUCUUUCAGAGAAUCAGGUGUUUGAAGGGAGAGGAGACGAGAGGCUGAGAAGAGAGGGCACGGAGAAAGAGGAGAGGAGAGAAAAGGGGCUAUUAAGUAAUCUUGCAGCGCAUCGGCUGGUAGGAGAAAGAGAAAAGAGGAUGAGGGCGGAAGAGAGAAGGAUAAGAGGAGAUCAGACGGAGCGAGAGAGGGCAGGUAGAAAUGACAAGAGAGGAGAGCUAUUAAGUAAUCUUCCCAUGAAUCGGUGUAAUCGGUGUAACCAGCUGUGUCUGCAGGUGAAAAGGGAGGCCAGCCAGCAUCAAUCCCAGCAAUCAGCCUCCGGGUGGGGCCAGGGACUCAGAAAGCUCCUCUGCAGGGGUGCAGCAUGUAACUCAGUGAUUAGCUCCGUCCCUGGGUCUGUUAUACAGAUGCCAUGCUGUCCUGCAAUUACGCCCGACCCGGCUGAGAAUGACAGAGAGACGGGGGAGAUGCACAGAAAUACACAAGCGGGGAAGGAGGAAGGGCAAAGGAAUCCGAGGAAGACGGAGAUAAGAGCUGUUCAGGAUGCUGAAGAAAACGUGUGUAACCUAGUGAUUAGCGGUGUUUCUUUUCCCCGUGGAGACGCAGCGCCAGAGCCAGAAAUUUGUCUUGUUCCUACACCUCGCAGGGAAACGGCAUGUGAUCCAGCGAUUAGCCUUGUCCCUGCUCCCUUUAGGGAAGCAGCGUGUAGUCAAAGACAAACCAUACCUGCAGGACACAGCAAUCCGGUGUCAGGCCCAGCCCCAUGCUGCUCUGCACAACAGACGGAAACACAACUGAGAAUUAGAUCAGCCUUCGCGGAGAUGACACUCCCCGGCGAUGUGAUUUCAAAGGAAGUGAUGUCGAGGAGCGCGGUAACAGGCGGCAAGAGGACAAGGGAAUCGCCGGAGUCUGGGGAAUCGCCGAGGAAGAAACGGAAAAGAGGAAGGAGACAAGCGAGGAGAGUGGCUUGUGAGCAGAGACAGGACAGAACAUCUGUUGGCUUGACCGCUAACCUCGGCGUAGACGAGGCCUCUUGCAUGCAGGACGCCACAAAGGCGCCUGAACUCAAGAGCAACGAGACUGAGACACUUCUGGCAGCUGAGUGCAGUUCAAAAGGCAACAAGGCGGAGAUGAACGCUGAUUGCCACUUUCUUUGCAGGACAAAACAAUGUCCGUGUCAUAACAUAAAUAGCAGCGAGGGAACAUUUAGUUGCGACACGACAGACAAACUGAAUAACUGCUGCCGCUGCGAUGACAGCGAAGGCGGCGACUGCAAUGCCAACGACUGCAGUCCAUUAAGCUCUGAUCCGUCUGGAGGCGACGGAAACAGGACUGAGAAACCUUUCAGUGACUGUAACACACCGAGUGACCACAGCGGGUGUGAUGAAACGCUCGACAGCAACGAGACGCGCGACGAUUCUGACAAUCCUUGCGACAAAGACGAGGAUCAUCCUCCUGAUCUUGUGGACAGUGACAAACCUACCCGUAACGGCGUGGACACACCUGUGGAUUCACUUUCAAAAGACGUUUGCACCUGUAGCACUAAUGAUGCACACGCUAACCACUGUCGAUAUGAGAACAAGCAAACAGAGAAUGAGAAAACAGCAGCUCAGAGAGGCGAGAACACAUGUCAGAACCAGACUGAUACCAAAAGUGGGCUCAGUGAGGAGGAUGCACCACAGCACAAAACUCACACAUGUAUUGAUCAAAGCGGCUGUGAUGGCACUGACAGUGGUCAGCGUGAUCAUUUUAACAGUAAUCAUGUCAUUGAUUGUAAUCACUGUGCUCGAGUUGUUAAUGCCCCGGAUGUGACGGAAGCUGUUGCGCUCAUGAGUGUACGUACAGAGCGAGCGGAGGAGGAGAGAGACGUUGAGAAGGAGAGAAAGGAGGAGGAGGAGAAACAGAUGGAGAGGAAAAGGGUAAAGGAGAAGCAGGAGGAGUGGGGCAAGGAGUGGGUGAGGAGAAAGGAGAAAGAGAAGGAGGACAGGGAGAGAAGGAUGGAGAUGGACUUUGAACAUCUCUACCCAGAGAAGAGGCCUCGUUUCCCUCAGACACUCCCUCCGCCUUGCAUCCCCCUCCACGCUCCCCUCCUCCUCCAGCCUUCCCUCUCUUCCUCCUCCUCCUUCUCGUUCCAUCACACCAUCAUCCAGCAUCACCUCUCCCUCCUCCCGCCUCCGUCGCACCUCCCCGUCCACUCGUACCCUCACCUCCUCCCGUCGUUCUCCCCACAUCUCUCGCCUUUCACUCUCAGUCCACCUUCUGCACCUCCGCCGCCUCCUCCACCACCACCACCACCACCCCCUCUCCCUCCCUCUUUUUACGCCUCAUCCCCCAUCCCUCUCCUGGAUGCCCCCGGUCCGUAUCCCCUAGCAACAGCUUUUCACCCUUUGCAGAGUCACCACCCGUCUCUGUAUCCCCCGCCCCAUCAUGCAGUUUUGCCCUUGCAGAUGUUGUUCUAAAGAAAUAAUUUUGCCAUUUUCCAAGGAAAAAGUUGUGUGGCGAAAGCAGCUUUCAUGUGUCAUUACCUGCAUACCAGAAGUGAGGAGGAUGAAAUGCGAGCAGGGGGGGGUGGGGGAACAAUUUCAGGAGGACUUAAGUAGAAAAUCAAAAUCUGACUUAAAGUCAAACCUCCGUCAUCGUCAUCAACGCUCUAAGCACUGAUUCACACUUCUGAAAAAAAAACACACAAAAAAACAUGAUGGCUAAUUAUCUUCAUCAGUCGCAAUCCUGCUCAAAAUGAGCCUCAGGUGUGCAGCCAGCAGAAUCGUGGUGGGGAUACACAGCUGGGCUCGUUUCCCUCGGCAGAAAUCAGUCAACGCUUCUGUUUUGAAUUUUAAAUCAAUGAUUUGCUCGGUCUAAAGCAUGCUGGAAACUACGGUGACUGUAAAGGACAGAUUCAUCACUGUACGCUCUCAGAUAUUUUCAAUCUGUGAGAAUAAACGCAGCCUCUUUUUUUUCGCCCCUGAGAGCUUCUACUUCAGUCGCUGAUUUUUUACUUUUCCUUCAAUGACCUUUAAGACUGAUGUGAACUUCUCAGCUCAGAAGUUCUCAGCUCGGGGUUAUUAAAAGCCGAUAACCUGCAUGACUUUUUAAGAUGCACUCUGUUUUGCCAGUCAGGAAGUCCAUUUUCCCCCGAUUCCUAUCUGCCACUGAAAGAUCUUGUCCGAAAUUAGUAUUAAAUUGAACAUAUGUAUAGUGCAAUUUGAGCACAAGCCAAAACAACAAUCGUUCAGUGUUACGAUAUAGUUUAUGUGCCAGAACAAAGAACUACAACUACAAAUGUCAGAAAUCAUGCAAACGUCAUGUAAAACAUCCAAUUCACACGCUUUCACAUAACGAGCCACGACAAACAUGUAACAACGGCAACAACUCAGUCUUAUGUAUUAUUUAUCUGGAGUGACGUGCGCAGGAUGUAAAUGGAUGCUACCCAGCUGAAAUAGAAGAGGGUUUGCACUCAUUCACUUUGCAUAAUAAUAACAUAAUAACAAACUGAGCUAACAGCAGCUACAUUUGGCUGUUGUUUACUUCACUGU
Molecule: messenger RNA, 6953 nt
Organism: Larimichthys crocea (large yellow croaker)
Lineage: Eukaryota; Metazoa; Chordata; Actinopteri; Sciaenidae
Exons: 5
Coding region: 1080-5879 (1599 amino acids)
Cellular component (GO): nucleus
Source: RefSeq, a predicted model, not a curated record